CGGCAAAUUCAAGAUGUCCUCCUAAAGAUGUUUAUAUUUACUUUCACGCUUUUAAAAACUCAGUUUUAGUCAGUCCUAAACAAGUGUUUUAGUGUUGUUGUAAUGGGAUAGAAACAGUUAAAGUUAAUAGAUAUUGGUUUCAUCUUACUGUCUUACUUAAAUAAAUGCAUUAUUUGUUUGCUGUUCAAUAACUACUAGAUCUAGACUACUGUUUGAAGUGUUUGGCUUGGAAUUUUAAAGAAAAUUUUUCUAAAUUUAAAAAGAAUUAAACAUGGAUACCCCAUCAGUAGAUGCUGGGAAAAAAAGAAAGUUUAAAAUAGUUGUUAAAAAACAAAAACAUGCACUUCAACCCUCAGCUGCUAAAGUUUACCAUAAGAAAUUGAAAUCUGCAAUCAAUGUCAGCUUGAAUUCAACUAAAAAUGUCCGUACACUUCAAGCAAAUAAUCGUUCAUUAGCUGCAAGUUUGGAAAAAUUGAGACAGAAUUUACGUCAAGUCCAUGAUCACCAUACCUAUUUGUUGAAAAAGAAUCAUGAACUAAGUGAAAAGAUAUUAGUGCUAGAAAGGAACACAAACUUGUCACCAUCUUAUAUUGAAGAUGAAGUGGAAAAGAGAUUUCAGGUAAGAAUGCAGGAUAUCAAGACCAAACUAAAUGCUUAUGUGGAGCUUCUGAAAGACCUUAUUGAAUCCUGCUCCUCAUCAAGUGAUGGCAACUGCACAGACUCCAUGCUGCCUCUUAACUCCAGUCAGCUAUUCUCUAGUGGUCAAGAAAUAGCAGAAAAUACAAGUGUAUUAGAAGAUGACAAUUUUAGUGAAGCGAGUAGCCCAUCAAUGAAAAAAGUGGCACAUCAGAUGUCCAUGAUCUUGGAACAAUCCAUGCUACACCUCCACCCAGACGAUAAUUUAUUGUUUAGCCAACCUCUGACAACAGUGUCUGAAACGGUGCCAUCUGUUCUGGAGAGGCCAGUUUUGUCCAAACUUCCAAUGAGGAUCUGUAGGCAGGCUAAAGAAUCAGAAAAUAAGAUAUCACCAAAUAUUGCAAAUCCCAAGCCAUUGAGAAGAGAAACAUUUUAUAUCAAAAAGUCUUCCCCUGCAAAAAAUGAAUUCAUUACUGAAACUGAGGUGCCCAACUUUCUUAUUGAUGAUGCUGAAGAUGAAAUGAAAAAUUACCAGAAUGUCCUGCAGAGCAUUUCUGAUUUAGAAGCAUCCCUACCACUGUCUCCUUCCAAAACAAAAAAGUCAACUCUGUCUUGUGAUGCUGAGAAACCUGUCAAAUCUAAAUCCCCUAGGAUAUCAAAAAGGAAAGCAAAACCUGUAGAGAACACAAAGAAAGCAGUGGAGCCUGUCCCGGUUAUUAUCAAUGAAUUUGCUCUGAUCAAUGCUCACCAAGAAAGGAUGAAGAAGCUAGAUGAGCAGAGCAGUGUUGACCGGGCCUACAAGUCCCCUAACAAAUGUGUUGAGUCUACUAUUUGUGUUCCUACUGACAUGGAGAUAACCAUUGGGGCUCUUGGCUACUUCUCUCCUGGCAAGCAGCAGCAGAAACUCUGUCAGCUAGAUGAGGGCAACAAGGGGAAGCCAGCAGAUUUUUCAACCAAUGAUUCGCUGCCAGAAAAAAUCCCUGAAGCUGUCACUAUGAGACUGGCCAAGCCUGGCAAGCUGGUCUAUUCUGUAUCAAGAAAAGAAUCUGAUGGAACUCGCAAAAGUGUCCCAAUCAAGGCAAGAUCCAAGUCAAAGAAGCAGAUAGCUGAAAUGAUUGAAAACUUAGAGCACAAAGAGCCACAGUCUAUAUUUGAUUUCCAUGAUAAAACUCCUUCAUCUAUGGUCAGUGAUAAACAAAAAGCCAUGUCAGUGUUCAGUAUUUCAGGAGAUGAAUCCACACUGUCUCCGCUAGUUCGGCUUGCCAAACAAAGUAAACCACAUAGCUUUGACAGUAAAGUGCAGUCUUUGUUAGGCAAUGGUGCAACUUAUGAACUUCCUCUCAAAGGUAGCCCCCAGGAGAAGAAUGUUAAGACAAUGUACAGAUCCCGAUCUCAGUCUAGUGGUAGGAAGUCUAAACUGGAGGUCAAUGAGGUCAAGGCUCGUAUUCAGGGCAAGAAAAGCCUUCCUAAGUUCAACAGUCCAGUUGGAAACAGCAGUCCUUUAACGACACGAUCUAGGGGUAGGUCGAUGAAGAAGAUACUAUCAGAUAGUGACACGCACAGAGCCAGAUCUGACAGUAGACACAUGAGAGACAGUGGAGAUGGGGAUAAGGUUUUUUUCCUCUCACCAGCCUCACCUGCCCAACAACAGAAACUGGAGGCCAAGGAGACAGUGAAAUCUACACCACCUGAGCUGAGAACCACUAGACACAGUGCACCAAAACGCCAGCUUGUUUCACCAUCUCGUCUAAGUUCUCUGCCACAGGGUGGCUCUAAAGGCCAGACAACAUCUCCAGCACGGAGUAAACAGAACCAAGCUAAGAAAAUGAAAUCCCCACCAACAAUCACACAAGACAUAUUAAAGUUUGUCCCUGAGAUCAGGCAGGAUAGUUUGGAUUUUAAUGGACAAGUAUCUGAGCUACCAGAUAGUUUAUCUAACGAUGGCAUGCUAGAUGCAGAUCAGGUGACUUUAAGCUCAGAAUGUACAUCCACAAUUUCAGUUAUAGGUUAUGAAAGCCCUUCAUUAAAUCGUCCAGCAAGAUCUAUUAAACAGAAAACAUCUUCCCAAGCAGUAGACAGACCUAAACUACUGGUGGCUCGGAGAAACAAAAAGAAAGGUGAAGAGGGAAGUAAGAGGAGUGAGGAGAGAAAUUCUGAGUAUGCCCAGGGUGGGGUUGCCAGUCUAGCAGAGACUAAAGACACUUCAGUGGCUAAAAAAUGGACUGAUCAUUCUCCUAAUGUUGAUAAAGGAAAGCACAGAAGCAAAAACAAGUGUAUGCAGGAUGAUGUUGAUAAAGAGUCAGAGCAACUGCUGGAGAGAGUAAAAAAUUUAAAAACUCCUGCUUUGAGUGAGUUGGAUGAGACUACUAGCUCUACAACUAAGACUCUUGAAGACAAAUCAAUAGACUCCAGAAAAAGGAGACCCCAGUUGUCAUCAGCUGAAGAGGAUAGUGUUUACUCAUUAGGUUCACCCAAACCAUCUAGAAGUACAAUUUCACUGUUGAUCGAUGAUUGUUCUUCUCAAAAGUUGGAGAAAAAACGUGAUACUGAAACCAAAAGCCAAUCACCUGAAAUAAAACGAAGAAGAGCAGCUACCAAAGUAAACUAUGCUGAACUACCCCUGAACUCUAAACUUAGGAGAGGAGACCCUCACACUUCACAUUAUUGCUCAUCUGAAAAAAUUGAGAUAUUUAAGUCUCCAAAACCUAAAGGUAAAAAGAAACCUACUGUACAGAGGGAUGUCCUAGGAUCCCUUCACAACAACAGCAUCAAAGAAAUGGAUGAAAACUAACAUUUUUAGCUGCCUUGGGUUGUUUGUUAGUAGGUUUUUACAAGUUUUAGGGGUUUUAAUACUGUCCUAUUUGUUAGGAUUGAUUGUUUUAAAAUCAUGUAUUUAUUUAUUCAUAUUGUCUUAAAUUUUAAAUUUGUUUACACAUUCACAUGUGUACAUUGUGCAUAUUGUAUGCAUCUUGCCCUUUCAGCAAUCAAUUAACCCUUAAAGCACAUCAAGCCACGAUCGUGGCUUUGCUGUUACAUAACUUAUACCACGUAAGGCCAUGUGGCGUGCACUUUAAGGGUUAACAAAUACUUUGCUGGUAGUAGGGGUGCCUGUUGGUAAAAAUUGAGAGUAACAAUAAUUCUUUUUAAUGCUGUUUUUCAUUGACAUAAAGAAAUUUUAGUUUUAUAAUAAAUGUAGUCCUAGAGAUUUAAUAAAUCUGUUGUUAAUCAAACGAGAGAUAAUCCUCUGCUAGAGAUCAUUUUUCUUUUGACCUCCAAUUUGUGUUUAAUCAUGCAUUAAACACAAAUGUAAAAGUAAACACAAUUGCAAUUAUGUUACACCUUUUUACAGCAUUGGAAGGAUAUUUUUUCCCCAUUGGUUAUAUAACCAAUGUCCAAAUUAAGGAAUAUAUUAUAAGAAAGUAUUGUUCUGUCAUUUAAAAAGUUUAGCUUAAAACAAAGGGAACAAAAGUAUGAUUGCUGUAGCUUUAUUUAAAUUUGUAAAUAAAUGUCACAGAUGUCAAUAACUAUAACUUUUUUUAAAGAUUGUGCUGUUAUUGUUGUGAAUGUGGUCUUGUUUGCUCUUGUCUUUUUCAAAUCUCCUGACAAUGUUUAUCAGAUUAAAAUGCUUUACUAAGAUGCUAACUGCACAUCUUUUAAUCCAUGUGGACAUCUAAUGAAUGUUUAAACUUAACAUUGCUCUAGCUGCUGAAAUUGUUUUGUUUGAACAAAAAAUAAAUCUUAUCCCAUAUUGGUAGUGUUCCUUUGAAUCUUC
This is a messenger RNA of Physella acuta, 4408 nucleotides long. RefSeq lists its product as uncharacterized. The record is from RefSeq and is a predicted model, not a curated record. NCBI's taxonomy places the organism in Eukaryota, Metazoa, Mollusca, Gastropoda, Physidae.